This is a messenger RNA of Solanum lycopersicum (tomato), 716 nucleotides long. RefSeq lists its product as uncharacterized. The record is from RefSeq and is a predicted model, not a curated record. NCBI's taxonomy places the organism in Eukaryota, Viridiplantae, Streptophyta, Magnoliopsida, Solanales, Solanaceae.
AGAAAUAAUGAAAGUGAUAGUUUCAAUAAAAGCAAGCAACUUCAAAUUUGCACCACUUUCGAGGACGACCAAAAGAUGGAUGUGUUUUUCUUCAGAUCCAAAUGUACAUAACUUCCACUAGAGAGUUUGAGAUAACUCAAAAGAAAAUGGCUAAUUCUCUUAUACGGAAGAAUCGUUUGGCUCUUCUAGUGCUCUUAUUUACUUAUUACUUGGAUGUAUCGGCGCAACAGUUUAGACCUGGAUUUGUGUACACCAGAAACAGAGGAAGAUGUACUCCUCAGUAUUGGAGCAGCAGGAGAGAGUCAUGGCCAAAAAUGGUACCACAGACAUCGACAGUAUCUAAAAUAUUUGGAUCCAGGGCCUACGAGCGAUACAGGUACGAUCUAACAUUGUUAGAAGCUGCUGGAAGAAACGACGAUGGGGAUAACGUAUUUGCCAGAUUAGUGAAGCAAUCAACAGCUGCAUUGUUGAACUCAUAUGCCAGACAGAAUUAUCCCUACAGUGCUUGGGAAGUAAAGACCAUGCUAAUUCAAGCUUUGGUUUCUGAAAAAUCUGCUUCUGUUUUGGCUCAACAGUUAUCUCAAGCUAAUGAAGCCUGCGACUAAUUGAUUGUUACUACAAGUGUGUUAGCUUUUUCUGUAAGCUAUGUGGUUCAAUGGACAUUUUUAGUUCUACUUGUGUUCGUGUGGGUGCUAUUAUAACAUUCUCAGACUAAA